Messenger RNA from Ylistrum balloti, 336 nucleotides. RefSeq lists its product as uncharacterized. The coding region runs from base 1 to 336 and encodes 111 amino acids. NCBI's taxonomy places the organism in Eukaryota, Metazoa, Mollusca, Bivalvia, Pectinida, Pectinidae. The transcript has 4 exons. The record is from RefSeq and is a predicted model, not a curated record.
AUGACACACAAAGAAGAUUUCAAACCAUAUAUAAGGUUCGUCGUGUCAGUAGGUGAUCAGAGCUGGUCUGAUCUCCACACUGAAAGCUACAAAAUGAACAAGUGUAUCGCCCUCAUCCUUAUCCCAUGCUUGGUGGCCUUUGUUGUGGCCCAGUAUCCCGGAUAUGGUCAUGGCGCCGGAUACGGAGUAGGAGGCUACGGAAGCGGAUAUGGUCUGAGUAACUUCUACUACAACUACGGUAACCAGCAGCAAGAGAAGAGCUCUAACUUUGCUCUCUUGAUCUCUGGUCUUCUGUUGUUGUUUGCCUUCAACAUUACCGGAACCUUGACUGGUUAG